Molecule: messenger RNA, 2092 nt
Organism: Dendrobium catenatum
Lineage: Eukaryota; Viridiplantae; Streptophyta; Magnoliopsida; Asparagales; Orchidaceae
Exons: 2
Coding region: 59-415 (118 amino acids)
Source: RefSeq, a predicted model, not a curated record
UCGAUUUCUGUCGCUCGCAUUGUACAGUUGGUCUUCGUCGUUAGGUCUUCACUGAACCAUGGCGAGGAAGACGACAGGAAUGUGCGGCGGAGUCAGACGACAAGCAAACGUCGGAGCUUUUCGCUCCCCGCUUAUCGAUGAGAUUUCUUCCAGGGAUUCCCGGCAUCAAGUCGCCGACUUGUCCUCUACAGCACCUACGCUUGAAUCGGACAUGUGGAUUUGUUUCGGCUCCUUUCCUCCGGUUCCUUUAUUUCCCGCCGUUGAGAAGAAUUUUGGAUCGGCAAAUCGCUUUCCAAGGAAGAUUUUUGGACCCACCCCAACACAAGAUGAGGCGAAGGAGAAGUGCUCGUCUCUGAAGGGGUCAAUCGAAAAGAGAAGAAUAAAAUAUGUUAUGUUAAAUAAUAGCUUUCGUUGAUUCCUUGUUCGUAUACAUCUUCCUAUUUAGUGUGGAAUAGAUGGCUGGUUCUGAACAUUCUUGGCUCUUUGGGAUGGUAUGUUUAAAUGUCUCUAAUCAGAUUUACAAACAUGAAUAUGAACUUGAGAAGAAUUGAUACCCAUUGUUGUGGUCACGUGAUCAAGUGUUCUAUGACUCAAGAGUAGCAUUUUUUAACUUGAUGAGAAUUUGCAUGUUUUAAUCACCCUAAGAAAAGCGCAUUAUUGUACUGCUUUCGUUAAUUUACUUCUCUAUGAUUUGCCAUGCAGAUUAUUUUGCAUUUUCUGAUUUCACAUUUUGGAGCCUUUAAAUGUUAUAUGUAGGGGCUGUUUGGUAGUAGGAUUUAGGCCAGAUUUGAGGCGGAUUUGAGCGAAAUCCAUCCAAACGGCCUAAAAUGCAAAACUAAAUAUUACGUCAAAUGAAAGCCACCGUAGACAUAAAAUUCUGGAUUUUCGUACUAAAUCCCGGAUUUACGAAAUCUAUAGGCUCAGAGGAAAAGUUUGCUUAUUAAAUCUGCUUUAUAGUCAAACAGUCACAAAGAAUUUAAGAAGAUUUAUCAUGAAUGUUACCAAACAGUUUUCAGGAUUUAGGCCCCUCAUGAUUUCUGAAAUCCGGAUUUAGCAGAUUUACGAAAUCCUACUUAAAUCAAAUUCUGGGUGCUACUAAAUAGCCCUGUAGUUGUAUAAAUCUUGGUAGAAGUGUGCAUGUCAUAGUUUACCAUUAGAGACUCUGAAAUGAUGUUCAAGUUACAACAAUGGAAUGUAUUAUAUGUAUUAUUGGAAUAUAUUAUCAGUGUUCAGAGCUGAACAAAAAUUCUAUUUUCUUUGGCCUACCGCAUGCGUCGGAUUCAUAUGUAUCAUUAAUAUCUGCUCGAUAAUGUUCCUAUCUUUGUUCAAUUUUGAGAAAAUUGAUAUUCUGAUUAUGGUUAUUAAAUUAUAGCUGCUUUUUAAUUUUGCAUGGUUCAAAUUUCUUGCUUAUUCCUUUGAAUUUAUUUGAUAAUAACAUUAUCUUUUAGGUUCUAAUUCUCAUGUUUAUAGUUUGCAUUUAAUGAAAGUAAGUAUUGGCUUAUUUAGCGGUUUGUGAUCUAUAAAUCCCAAGUUCUUUUACAUGAUUUUUUUACACCAAAUAAUUUAGUUGCAUUAGGAAGCCUUAAGCGUAAAUUGUCUCGCAUCAAAAUGGUAUUAGAUCUUAUGAUUGCUUGAUUCUACCAACUAAAUAUAGGACAUUAUUUUUGGAAACAAAAACUAAUAAAUGCUGAAAAUAGAGCAAAUUAGAAUAAAUUAUGGUUCUAGUCAAAAAUGUGAUUUUUGUGAGGUUCAAAAUUACAUUCCUACAUUCAAUUGGGGAGUAUGAUCUUAGAACUCUUUAGAGUGGACCAAUCAUUUGGAAGACUUCUAUAAACAUUAUCGAUUAUUUGAUUUUAAAUAAGUUAAAUUUACUAAAUUAAUAUUAAUGAGACAUACUUAAUUAUUUUGACGAAGUGUUUGAAGUAAAAUCAAUAUGGGAAGGCAUGAAAUAUAAGCUUCAGGAGAAAUAUCUAUCAUUUGGUGAAGAUCUGGAUAAAUUGCAUAAUCAAUUUUCUAGAGUUGUAAAUUAAAAAAAUUUAGUGUUUUUGAAUAUUCUGUUAGGCUCAUAUGUUUUAUAACUAUACAUAAUUUG